AACUGUUCGAUGGCGAAUACAACAUCCGACAGGCAACGUAAGGGACUACUGCAUCGAACACAUGGUGUUUACAAGACAAUGGCGAAACACCGAAACAUGUCUGUUACCGUGAUUGGAGUCACGUUGUUUCUGCUUAUAAAUUUCAGCAGCAGUUUUAAAGGAAAACAGAUGGUGAUUCCUCCAAAACCACCUGAGAGAUUUUUUCCAGUUGGGUCAGCGGUCUUGGAUUUUCCGUAUGGAAACAUAAACCCUGUUACAAACCUCCUUAACAAAGAAGAAAUUAUGUUUGUGAUGUAUUAUGCACCAUGGUGUUCAAAAUCAAGACAAGUUCGAGACGAAUUUGCUAAAGCAGCCAAAUAUUUUCAAAACCGGGUCCGCUUUGUUGCUAUCAACUGCUGGUGGCCAGAUGGAGAAUGUAGAUCAAGCUACAAGCUGAUCAGCUAUCCAGAGUUAUUUAUUUACCAUACAAAUCUGGAUGGAUUCAAAUUUACAGGGAUUCCCACAGCAGAUUAUAUGAUCAAGUUUACAGAGGAUAUUCUCUACCCAUUAAAGAUACUACACACUCGAGAGCAGAUAAAGGAGUUUAAUUCCAGAUAUGAUAUUUUAAUCAGCCAGUCCGUACAGCCAUCGUCACUCAGCCAAGUCUUGCAAGUCUCUUAGGUUUACACACUACCAAAAGUUUGAUUUUGCACAGACUGACAAAUACAUCAUUACUCUAUCCUCAAAGCAACAAUUUUACUUAUGAAUACAUAACACAUUGGAUUGGACUUUACAAACAACAGCCUGUGGUGCAGUGGUUGUCUCCCCCUGGACAUAAAACGCAGCAUUUGUCUUCAGCCAUAAACAUGGGACCAGCCAUGUUAGUGUUUACCCCUGUAAAUCAGCUACAUACAGACAGAUAUUACUAUAACAUGGUACGUGAGAUUGCUUUACAUUACCUGAACUGUAAUAAUAGCUUUUUCAUACGGGAUGCUGUUGAACUAAGCAUACGUCGUCGGGUGGAAAGUUUGGAGGGACACCUACAACAGACGGACCAAUGUCUUCACAAACAAGUGUAUAAAAACACACUAUAUAUGCCCCCUACUAAUGAUAAAAACUGCUGUAUUUCCUUGGUGACUAGUCAUGAUAAAGAAUAUAGUCAAGAUGAUUCUUGGACAGUGUGUGAGUACUGUAAACAUGUCAAAGCAACGCCUUACCUGGAGGAGAGGUCACAUCUGUGUAUGUUAGACACACCCACAAGUCUUUCAGCUGGAGCCAUGUUCAGCGGUCUUGCCAAUUCUUUACCCCAGUGUCUAAAUACUGUCCAAGACUAUAACACCAAUGAGUACCGGACUUUGUGUUGUAAAGAGUGUAGCUAUAAUGUGCUGUCCAAUGACAAAUGUUCGUCUAGAAAAACAACAGACCCUUUUAUAACCAAAAGUAAUCAGAUUUUUCAAAACCGCAAAUGCAAAAAGCUAAAAUUGCAGGAAGAACAAAAUUUGACAUCACCUUUUGAUUUCGUAAAAGAUUUCAGUCGCUUUGAUGUGGAGAAGGUGAAUGGAUUAUACUGCAGGAGUAACAGAACAUUGAAUUUACAUGUGAUUGAUUUAAAACACCACUCUGUGUUCCUGGAGAGAUUAGUACCUGGCUAUCAAAUUGAUGUCAACACACCAGCUGUGGUGAUUGUAGAUAAAAAGAAUGAAGCGCAAUUUGUUCUCGAGGAAACAUUUAACAAGAAAAAUUUAGAUUUUAAUCAGCCAGUCCGUACAGCCAUCGUCACUCAGCCGAGUCUUGCAAGUCUCUUAGGUUUACACACUACCAAAAGUUUGAUUUUACACAGACUGACAAAUACAUCAUUACUCUAUCCUCAAAGCAACAAUUUUACUUAUGAAUACAUAACACAUUGGAUUGGACUUUACAAACAACAGACUGUGGUGCAGUGGUUGUCUCCCCCUGGACAUAAAACGCAGCAUUUGUCUUCAGCCAUAAACAUGGGACCAGCCAUGUUAGUGUUUACCCCUGUAAAUCAGCUACAUACAGACAGAUAUUACUACAACAUGGUACGUGAGAUUGCUUUACAUUACCUGAACUGUAAUAAUAGCUUUUUCAUACGGGAUGCUGUCGAACUAAGCAUACGUCGUCGGGUGGAAAGUUUGGAGGGACACCUACAACAGACGGACCAAUGUCUUCACAAACAAGUGUAUAAAAACACACUAUAUAUGCCCCCUACUAAUGAUAAAAACUGCUGUAUUUCCUUGGUGACUAGUCAUGAUAAAGAAUAUAGUCAAGCUGACUCUUGGACAGUGUGUGAAUACUGUAAACAUGUCAAAGCAACGCCUUUCCUGGAGGAGAGGUCACAUCUGUGUAUGUUAGACACACCCACAAGUCUUUCAGCUGGAGCCAUGUUCAGCGGUCUUGCCAAUUCUUUACCCCAGUGUCUAAAUACUGUCCAAGACUAUAACACCAAUGAGUACCGGACUUUGUGUUGUAAAGAGUGUAGCUAUAAUGUGCUAUCCAAUGACAAAUGUUCGUCUAGAAAAACAACAGACCCUUUUAUAACCAAAAGUAAUCAGAUUUUUCAAAACCGCAAAUGCAAAAAGCUAAAAUUGCAGGAAGAACAAAAUUUGACAUCACCUUUUGAUUUCGUAAAAGAUUUCAGUCGCUUUGAUGUGGAGAAGGUGAAUGGAUUAUACUGCAGGAGUAACAGAACAUUGAAUUUACAUGUGAUUGAUUUAAAACACCACUCUGUGUUCCUGGAGAGAUUAGUACCUGGCUAUCAAAUUGAUGUCAACACACCAGCUGUGGUGAUUGUGGAUAAAAAGAAUGAAGCGCAAUUUGUUCUCGAGGAAACAUUUAACAAGAAAAAUUUAGCCCAAUUUAUGAUGAACUAUACGUCUAGUGACUUAGAAAGACACCUGCGGUCAGGAACCAUUCACUCAACUUGUUAUGGGGAACAUGUCGGUGUCUGUAUUAAGGACGCAACAUCCCAGACAUUCCAAGACAUUGCUCUACAACAGGACAAGGAUGUGCUAGUACUGCUAUAUGCUCCUUGGUGUGGCUUUUGCGCAGGUUUUGCCCAUCUUUAUCUAAACCUGGCAAAAUAUUUCAAAACGGCACAGAACCUGAUAUUUGCGAGGAUCAAUGCUGAUACUAAUGACUUACCAUGGGAGUACACAGUCAAUAGCUAUCCAACCCUCCUUUUCUUCCCAGCUCACCGGAAAUCAGAGAGUGUUGUGUUUCCUGCUUCCAUACCAAAGACUCUUCCUAACUUGAUAAAGUUUGUGCUCCACCACUCCACCCACGACCUGCGUCUGGACACGGCAGUUGACAUUUGCUCCAAUUCAUGUAUGAACCAUAAUCGAGUGGUUGUAGCAGCAACAAUAGAGACUUUUAGAUUACAGAGUCAUCAGUACACCAGGCGACUGCGCAGACUCAUGUCACAUCUGGCGUCCCUCAACAAUGCUCCAUCUCUCAAACAUCACCCAGACACAAUGUCAGAAUAUUCCUCUUCUACAGAUAAAGAUCUUCCAGAUGAUGACCUUGUGUUACAUAGAAGACGCAAACUCCAUUCAUCUAUUGCUUAUGUUCAGAAACAGAUACGUAAAACUGAGAAACGGGUCAAAGAUGCUACACAUUUACAUAAAUAUUUAUUGAAUCAUAAAAAUUUUGUAUCGGGAAAAGAGCAAUUAUUUAAGUAUUUUACUUCCCAAAUUUUAGAUAAAAAGUCCAAAGUAAAAAGCUAGUGGGGUUAUGAAUAACAAUAUUGCAUUUAUAUGUUAUGUAUUUACUUUCAUUACCUAAUAUUGAAAAAAAAAAAAUUUCCAAACCAUUUUAUUUCUUUACCUAUAUGUAUACUUUUCAUUUCAUUUACCACGAUGUCCGAAGGCUUUGGUUAAACAACUGGUAUCAUUGAGAUUGAGGCAUAUACAUGUACAUGGCCAUACACCAUUUCCUCUUAACAAGCCUGCAUGUGGUUGUCUCUAAAAAUCAUCCAUAAUGUCUCAGUAACUACUGAGGGAAUGUCUUAAUUAUUAAAGCUGAACUGUUAAACUAAAUAGUCUUUGCAAAGUUACGAAAUAUUUUACGUUCAACAUACAGCUGGUAUCCUCAACACAGAUGGGUCAGACUGUGUAUCAAACAGAUUCUAAACAUCAUACAAUUAAAGGUCACACUGCAAGGUCAUUGUACAGUAUAGUGUACAUAUAAUGCCAAAGCCUCGAUUUAUGCAGGGUCAUUCUAAACCUUUAUGCCAAAGGUCAACAUUCAAGGUCAUUCUAGACUAAUAAUAUUAUAAAGUGUUAUGCCAAAUGUCAACAAUUAGUGUCAAACUAAACUUUAAUUACACCAAAGAUCAACAUGCUAAUUUAUAUUGAACUCAUAUGCUAAAAGAUUUGUAACAUCAAUGUGCAUGGACUGAUGCAUACUUCUUUAAGAAUUCUGAGCAUCAAACAAAACAAAAAAUAUUAUUCAGGCUAAGGCUAGGGUUGUGCAAAACAUUUACUGUUUGAGUUACAAUGUCUUGAGGCCUGAGGGUUGGAUGAAUUUUUCAUUGUUUGGGCUACAUAAAUCUGGUGGCCUGGGAAUUAGGUAGAACAUUCAUUGUUUGAGUUACCAAGUCUUGUGGCCUGGCGGGCCAUGGUGGCUGAGUGGUUAAGGUGUCCUAACACUUUAUCACUAGCCCUUGACCUCUGGGUUGCGAGUCCGAAACCUACGUGUGCCAGU
Molecule: messenger RNA, 4701 nt
Organism: Pecten maximus
Lineage: Eukaryota; Metazoa; Mollusca; Bivalvia; Pectinida; Pectinidae
Product: thioredoxin domain-containing protein 11-like
Source: RefSeq, a predicted model, not a curated record